GCGGUUUCCAUGGCAAUCAAACAUGGCGCCGGGUAAGUCCUACAUUCGCUCGACUGAAGAAACAUUUACGGGUUUAACUGACUAAAUGUGAAUAUUAUCGAGUUUUUAUAAUCAUAAGACAGGUAAACUGUUUAAGAUUUAACAGUUUAAGCCUUUUAACAGCGACAGUUGGAGUGAAAAUGAUAAAAAAUACCCGCUCAAGUUUAGGAUGAAGUUAGCCGAUGUUAGCUCCUAAUUAAUGAAUAAAUACAUUUUAUUUAAUCUUUAUUAUGAUAUAAGCAGCAGGUUAAACCAUAGAAACAGACACAGAUUUAUAGUGACAGUUAAACAGACAGACUGUAGAGUUAAAAUCAUCUUAUUACUGAUUCUGUCAUGAACUGUUACCUUAUAAAACACUAAAUAAUAAUUUAACAGAGUCUGUGUUUGUGUGACCAACGACAGAGGAAAUCCUCAUUAAAACUGUGAGAUUAUCAGAGUGAACAGCUGCUGUUUGAGAGAUUUAAUCUGAUUUAUCAUGUUUUUAUUGUUUUAAAAAUAAAGAAACUCUGACUCAUAAACAGCAGAUCAGUCAGUGUGAUCGGCUGAAGAUAUAUGAUCAGAUCUAAACCCAAACUCCAUCUAAAUCAACAGUAUUGAACAGGUUAGAGUCUGAUAACUGAUGAAACACUUUCUUGGUCGACUCGUAUUAAUAGAGUUUUUCUAAAAUGAUUAAAACUGUUUCAAUAAUAAGGAGAGCUGCUCUUCUUCUGUCAGGCUCAGAAGUUAAACUGAUGUUUCAGUCUUUAGUGUUUUCUUGUCUUGACUGUUGCCCAAUUAUUUGAUCAAGCGCCUCAAAACAAGAAACUAUAAAUGUGUUUGUAGUUUGGUAUGAUUUUUGUUUAAUAUGAAUCAUGUAGGAAAACCUUUUAAUUUAGUAUCUCAGCUUCAGACUUCUAACUAGAGGCUCCAGACUCACUUUUUUAAACCGGCUUUUUACUAAUGACCUUUUUAUAUUUCUCUUAUUGCAGAUGUUCAUUUUAAUCAAAGUUCUUCAUGUUUAUUUUAUGUCAUCUUAUUAAUUAUCUCUGUUCUUAGUCUUUUUCUUAACUCCAGUCACAGGUUUUUACUUCUUUUACCCCUUUCUCACAUGGUUAAAGAGUUUUUACUUUUUACUCAUCUGUUCAUUUAAUAUGAUUUUCUUGUUUUAGUCCAUCCGGUUUUUACUCUUUCUUAUCUCCAGUGUUUCCUAAAGGUCGCUCUUUCCUCACGUAAUGUCAGGUCGUGUCUCUUUAAGAAUAUAUCUUAAAUUCUCACACUGUGUGCGCUUGUGUGUGUGGGUCCAUGGGUGUGUGUGUGGGUGGGAGGGUCUUUCUUAUCUCCAGUGUUUCCUAAAGGUCUCUCUUUCCUGAAAAUUGACAUAAAAAUAAAGUUAAAUUUGAAUUUAAAAGCCUUCACGCUUAUUUCACCCUAACUCUACCAAGAACAGAGGCUCUAAACACAACUGUACUGUAUAGAGAAAUAAUCAUCUUCCACCACAUGUGAUUAACACUGACAGUGAGUGGAGAUUCAAAAAGGAAAUGAAGGAGGUCGUUAUUAGUAAAGAAAUUCUAUUUUUUUAGGUUUUAAAAACUAAAGGACGUUUCACAUUUGUGAAUUUUUAUUGAUAUAUUUGUAUUUUAUUGUCUGUGAUUUAUUGUACUGUGUAUUGACUGUUGAACUAAAGGGGAUCAUAAUAAACAAACAAACAAACAAAGUGACUGAAUAUUUUCUUUCUUUUCUCUGCAGGAGGCCAACCUAUCGUAUCCUUCACAUGACACUGGAGUAGUGUGUGUGUUUCUGUGUGUAUAUGUGUGUUAGUGUGUGUUUGAUAUGUUCCACUCUGUUGUCCUUCACUCUGUCCCCCCCCUGCAGCUGUCGUCCACCCCUCUGCAGGUCCUCUUCUACCUGAACAGCUGGUACUUUGCCGCCUUCUACCUGGCUGAGAUCCUGAUGUUCAUCUAUAAAGGUCAGUUUGACUCGUUUUCACCUCUUUACUCCUGAUAAAUGAUAAAUCACUGUGAACUGACCACGCUGAGUUUCAGGACAUUUAGUGAACGGUAUAGUGACACCUGCUGGACAAACAUUGGUAUUACAUUUAUCUUAAAGGACUGAGUUUAAGAUGAUCUGAAUCUUGAUUUAUGUCCCAAUGAUGAUAAAAUACUUAAAGUCACUGAAACCUUAAACCUCAGGAGAAGUCUGGAAAAGAAACAUCAACUUAAAAUCAUCAUUUCUUUUUAAAUGACCAUUAAACUAAUAAGAUAAGUUGUUAAUAACUUGUCUUAUUAAAUCUAAUCUAAUCUGAUAAUCUCUUCAGAACCAUCAGAAUAUCUUAAGGUCAGAUCCAAACAGCUGCUGCAGGUGGAGGAGAGAGUCCUCCUGUCUCUGCUUUCACUCAGUCUGCUGUUCUCCAUCCUGAUCAGCUGUUUUCAGUCAGCUCAGCGUGAACCUACCAGGACAGGAGUCACCUUUUACUGUCGUUCACAGACGGAGGUUAACGUUCAGACAUGUUUCCGCUCCUUCUUCUUUAAGUGAAAAGAUAUCUGGAUUUUUACCUGCAGCUUUUGCGCCUAACCCUAAACCCUUGAUCAAUAUUCACUGAAAUUGUGAGUUUUGUCUUUUCUGUCUUUUCAGGGAUUUUACUCCCCUACCCCUCAGAUAAUCUGGUUCUGGACGUGGUUCUGCUGCUGCUCUUCCUCGCUCUGGAGACUCUGCGACUCUUUUACGGUGAGCAGAAUAAUCUGGAAACACGACAGAAGACAAAGAUGUCAUCAGUUCAGUCAGUGUGGAAACUCAGAGUCGGACACUUUUCAUUGUUUUUAGCUCUUACUGCUGAUGAGAUCCAGCUCUGGACUUUAGUUAUCAUCAGUAUCGUCAUAUUUCUGACUCAGAGCCUGAAGUCUGGAUUGUUUUGGACUUUCCCCUGUCCUUGAAUCCUCCUUGAAUCCUCCUUGAAUCCUUGUGUUUCCUCUCAGGGUGGAAGGGGAACCUUUGUGAGCGCUCUCUGGCCUCGUGUGCGUCGCUCUUCAUCCUCCUCCCGUGCGCCGCCCUGGCCGUUUACUACCUGCUGCUGCAGACCUUCGUCCUGCGGCUCGAGUUCGUCCUCAGCGCCGUCCUGCUCUGUUUCUACGCCCUGGAGUUCCUGCUCGGUCUGCUCUCCGUGUCCGCCUUCUCCAGGUGAAGCAGUCCUCUGAUACUCGCCGAUCUUUUCAUGAUGCUUCUUUAUGUGGAAACACUUUUUAUUGUGUUUUUGUUCCUGUUUUUAAAGGUCCAAAGUUUACUGAAGAGGAGUCGGCGUGAAGGAGGACGAGCAGAGGACUGUUCAUACUGUAAAUUAAACUUUUUAUUCUCUAAUGUAAAUGUGACAAUAAGUAUUUUUCUACUGUUUGUUUUAUAGAAAUGUUGAAUUCAGAGCAGAACAAUGUUUGUGAACUGAAUUAUGAUGAUGGACAGAGACAGGGGAAUCGUUUCAGGGCCAAAAUAAAACAACAUUUUUUUACUGAUCAGGGA
Xyrichtys novacula (pearly razorfish) is the source of this 3525-nucleotide messenger RNA. Lineage: Eukaryota; Metazoa; Chordata; Actinopteri; Labriformes; Labridae. The record is from the annotation of a GenBank genome assembly.